This is a messenger RNA of Canariomyces notabilis, 501 nucleotides long. RefSeq lists its product as uncharacterized. NCBI's taxonomy places the organism in Eukaryota, Fungi, Ascomycota, Sordariomycetes, Sordariales, Chaetomiaceae. The record is from RefSeq and is a predicted model, not a curated record. The transcript is spliced from 2 exons. Bases 1 to 501 code for a protein of 166 amino acids.
AUGCAAGCCAAGGCAGUCAUCCUCGUUGCCCUUGCGACCCUGGGCCAGGCCCGCUUCGGCCAAGAGGGCGCCGUCCAGAACAUCAUCCAGGCAUUGGGCGCCUUUGGACCUCCGGGCGCGGCCGGCACCUUGGCCGGUCAAACACCUAGCGUGCUUCUUGCCGGCGCGAGCGCCUGCGCAAAGCUCGAGCUCGCCGAUGAGAUUGUUGCCACUUUGGGCGACGAUCCGGAGGUUAUUGCCGGCGCCGCGGCUCUCGUCGCCGCCGAGAAGAACUUCAACCCCUUCGCCCAGUCCAUCCCCACCAUCUGCAGCAACCCGGCCCUUCCCGCCACGGCUGCGCUCCGCGGCAUCAUUCCUCUUGUUGACCCUGCCGUGGUCGGUGCCGAUGUUCAGAAUGCCAACUCGGCCGCGUCUCUGCAGGCCCCCUUUGCCGACGCAGGCCUUAGUGUUGCCGACAUCUCGAGGGCCCAGGGAUUCGAGAACUUCACUGAGCAGGCCUAA